AUGUUAAAUAUAAAUGUUGACUGUAAAUGUUUGGGAAAUAUGCUAAUGAGGCCACGCCCCUCACCGAAUAGAGCGGUCCUUGUUCAGACGAAAGUUGAACCUUAAUCAUGGCAAACUCUUUGAGACCUGAGGAUAUUGAAAGGGCCGUUGUUUCAGGAGUGCGAGCUGCAUUGCAAGGUGUCCUGGCACCUACACCUGCUGCUGCAAAUCUGGUUAACACAUCAUCACCAUCCACAAGUUCUGCCGCUUCACACAGACCGGUCAACACUCUGCCGCCACCCAUAGCAUCCACAAGUUCAGCCACAUCUGCAGGGGCUGGCACAUCCCAGAGAUUGGUUGGAACAACCCUAAUUUCCAAAGAGGACAUUGAAAGAUUAAUAUUCUUGGGGACAACACUCUCAGAAACGGCAUCAAUCUUGGAAAUAUCAAGACCAACGUUGUACAAGCUUAUGAGAGAGUAUGGCAUAAAACACCAAAAAUUCAGUGACAUUUCCGAUCAGGAACUGGAUGAAGUAAUUCGUGCAAUAAAAUCAAAUCACCCUCAUGUUGGAGAGGUUAUGCUCAAUGGACAUUUGCGUGCCAGGAACAUCAUAGUUCAAAGACAUCGUCUCAGAGACUCAGUGCAAAGGGUUGAUUUUGCUGGAGCACAGUCUAGGAGAACAUCAGCAGUGCAAAGAAGAACAUACUCUGUCCCCUUUCCAAACUAUAUAUGGCACAUUGACGGCAACCAUAAGCUCAUAAGAUGGAAAUUAGUCAUUCAUACCGCAAUUGAUGGGUACAGCAGAUUUUUGACUUUUCUGCAUUGUUCUAACAACAAUCGUGCUUCAACUGUCCUGGAUCUAUUUAGGAAAGGUGUGAACAAGUUUGGAUGGCCUAUGCACAUAAGAACUGAUCAUGGAGGGGAAAAUGUUUUGAUUUGGGAGGACAUGAGAGUGCACAAAGGAGUAAGUUCUGUGUUGACAGGGAGCUCUGUUCAUAAUCAACGUGUUGAGCGAUUUAAUCGUGAUUUGAACUGUAACUGCCGAAACGUGUAUGCGCCCAUUUUCUAUGAGCUAGAAUCCCUGAACAUGCUGGAUGUAGACAACCGGACUGAUUUAUUUUGCCUCCAUUAUGUAUACAUUCCCAGAACCAACUGCACUCUUGAGGAAUUUCAGGCAGCAUUCAACAGUCAUUCCAUCUCCUCUGAGGGAAACAAAACCCCUGUUCAUCUUUUCACCCAAAACACUUGUUUUCCAAUGCCGAAUUCUGCAACUUCUGCUUCGGUAACUGAGAGAAGCCCAGAAUCAUGACAAAGCUCAGAUUACCUCUUCACACCACUUACUGAUCAAGACUUGCAAGAACUGUCUGCAAACGUGAACCCACUAGAAAAUGAUGGAAACCAAGGAAAAACACUGUAUCAGAAAGUGCAAGAAUUAAGAAUAAAUAAUAAACUAGCUACUGGGUAGCACUGUUGAAUGUUUUUGACAUCUAUUCAAGUUCACUGAUAUUGUGAUUAAAAAAAUAUCACCA
Molecule: messenger RNA, 1509 nt
Organism: Oryzias latipes (Japanese medaka)
Lineage: Eukaryota; Metazoa; Chordata; Actinopteri; Beloniformes; Adrianichthyidae
Source: RefSeq, a predicted model, not a curated record